AUGUCUUCUGAUUUGCCUUCCAUCGACGAACUCAAGCGCGCUGCUGAAAGCGGCCAGCGCAUCACACCUGAAGAUGUUUCGGUGAUUGGCCAUAUAGAGAGCGAAUUGACAGGCGGUGGUCCGAUCCAGGGAGGGCCUGCUGCGAUCGCCCAAGGUCUGGCGAUGCGACAGAUGAGUUUUGAUGAGAAGCUCGACGAACUGGCCCACAAACCCCAGAAUCGGAUUACGCAAGAAGAUGCGAGAGAACUACAGGAACUAGAGGGUCGUGCUUUCAAUAAACCCCCAACAGCGGGAUCCGUUGCCUCGCAGGUUAGGUCAAUUGCAGAUAGAAAUGAAGCACUCGGUCUUCCGCCAGUAUCAGCGAAUGCGCCAGAAGCAUUUGUGACAAAAGAUGAUGCCAGCGACGCCCAACACGAAGAAUCGAUGAUCUACGGCGGACAAAAUCCGAGGGGUGGGAUGGCGGCCCAGAUGCAGAGUGCGGCCGAUAAGCUGGUGCACGCGAGACGUGAUAGCUAG
Messenger RNA from Aspergillus puulaauensis, 516 nucleotides. RefSeq lists its product as uncharacterized. The record is from RefSeq and is a predicted model, not a curated record. The transcript is spliced from 3 exons. NCBI's taxonomy places the organism in Eukaryota, Fungi, Ascomycota, Eurotiomycetes, Eurotiales, Aspergillaceae. Bases 1 to 516 code for a protein of 171 amino acids.